GUCAUGCUGUCACUAAACAUUUAUGGACUCACUUUCUCACACUUUCAAUUUUAAACUGAAAAGAAUCUUAUACCUGGCCUGGAGAGAUACCAGUGGCAUUUAUGUAAAUAUGCCGCAGUUACAAGUCAAAAACACGAAUAAAACAAUAAAACCAUGGCUAAAGCUGCAUUUUACAUAUCAAAAUCUGUAAAUCUUUUAGGUUAAAGUGUCUAAAAUGGGUCUCAAAUGUUAAAAUGUUCGUGUUUUGUAGUAUUCUGUUCAGCUUCGUUUGUUUUGCUCUCAGUAAAACAGUUUUACUCGCAUUAUUUUUUUCGUUAUAUGGAAACGUUCAUUUCCUUUUGACGGACUGUCACGUCACGUGAUUAGUCGGGAGCGCGCCUCUGAGCGCGCGCCCUGCAGAGCGUCUUUUUGGUUCCCAUGGAAACCACGAACAGCAACGGGACACGGAGGGAGAGAGGUCCGACUGAGACUCCUCUGUUAAACAUCAGGAUCCCACCUUUCACCUUGUCCCGGACGUUUGAGUUCAGAGUUAUCGGCGUUGAUCCGCUGGAUGAGCCGGGCAUUUCCCCCUGAGAGAAAUGGAGAAUAGCUCCCACACACUGCCACCCUUCUCCUCCUCAUGUCUUACAACACUCCAAGGCUCCCUUCCCUUCUCCUCCUCAAAUAUUUCACUCCCACUUUCGCCCAUCUCCUUCCCACCGUCUCCUACCUCCCUUUCUCCAACAACAGCAGAGUCUCCUCACUCGUCCUCUCCUUUUUCACAACGCAGCACGUCUCAGUGCCUGGACAGACAGAGCGUGCAAUGUUGUGAACAGGACAUAUCUGACCAGGAUGACCUGACCUGUCUCAGCUGGCUUCAUCAGAGAGGUGACCUCCUUCCUCUGCAGCCUCUUGCCAAAAUGACGCUGCUGCCUCAGCUGGGGUCCUGCACACCUGCACAGCCUCUUCCUGCUCCUACGUCCUCCAAGCCACCGUACUCCUUCAGCAGUUUAAUCUUCAUGGCAAUAGAAGAUUCUCCACACAAAAGGCUUCCAGUGAAGGGCAUCUAUGAAUGGAUUGCCAACAAAUUUCCCUACUACAGAUCAGCAACUGGUGGCUGGAGGAACUCUGUUAGACACAACCUGUCCUUGAGCAAGAGCUUCCGUCGGAUUGAGAAGGUCAAGAGCCAGUCAGGUGGGAAGGGGUCUCUGUGGUGCGUGUGUCCAGAGUAUCGUCCGGCACUCCUGGAGGUGCUGAGGAAGACCCACAGCUAUCACAGCACCAACAGCAGUCUGCUAAACAAACCUGUUCUGUUAGAGGGAACUGACUAUGAUGUGCCAGUAGUGAGUGAAACGAUGGAAAUCUCAGAUUCUCUUCCUCACACUCUGCUGCUUUCCUCAUCCGCUCCCCAAAUCCUCACAACUGAUUAUCCGUCUUUCUCUGACAACACCCCUUGCCUUUUGACCCCGGAUCACGAGGAACUGGUCACCAUGGAAUCGACUGAUUACCAGCAGAACACAGUCAGUGAAGACAUGGAGAAAGACCCUCUGUCUGACAGCGGCUACAUUGAGUUACACUAUUACCAGUCGGACCAGUACCAGUACCUGGUGCUGCCAGAUGACACCGAACUGGACCUGGAGACUGUGGAAAUCCUGCAGCUUGAUGUGGAGGCUCAAGAAGCUGCUGGGUCACUGCUGGACCUGGCAGGUGGAGGAUAUUAGCUCAUAAGCUUGUAGACCUAAAUAGAGAAUUUUUGGUGGUUCUCCCUGAAAUAUGGACACUGCCCAUUUAAAUUAUGUAUUAAUGUGCUGUUACAGUAUAUAUAUAUCUAUAGAGGGGCUAACAUUAAACCAACAAUCACAUUACCCCAUUUGUAUUAACGUGCUUAGCUGAACUAACCCAUGUAUUAUACAAAACAAUACCAGAUCAACUGUAUUUAAAACUGAGGGGGAAGUAUUAAUGUUGCAAAGGUGUCUAACAGAAUAAACUCAUUCUGAGGAGUAGAGGAGGGUUUCCAGCUUAAGCUGUUUCUUAUCUAAAUCAAGAUAAAAAUUUACAUAUCACUUAAAACCAGCAAAAGAAAAGUUUUCAAAACAAAUUGUGAUCCACCAUCUUGCCUCCAAUGAAGGUGAAAUGUGUUUUCAGCCUUCUACUUUUAUUAUAUGAAACUGUAUCUGUGACCUGUUUUAUUUAUAAUAUAGUUAGUUGUGUAGACAUAGUCAUAUGGUCUUCUGUUUAAACGUCUUGAAUCAGGAAGUGUUUGAUCCUGUGUUUUAUGAACCCACUGCCAUUGAAAUAUUCUUACAUUCUGGUGUAUUAUGUUGUUUUAGUAAAUUGCAUGUUUGUCCACCAAAGCUUUAGAUUUUGUAAUUUAGAAAAUAAAAACUAUGAUUUUGUUCUUUUUCAUUAAAUCUGUUUUGCUCUGA
Messenger RNA from Nothobranchius furzeri (turquoise killifish), 2405 nucleotides. Its product is annotated as forkhead box protein N2. The record is from RefSeq and is a predicted model, not a curated record. Gene Ontology annotation, molecular function: cis-regulatory region sequence-specific DNA binding; DNA-binding transcription factor activity. Gene Ontology annotation, cellular component: nucleus. NCBI's taxonomy places the organism in Eukaryota, Metazoa, Chordata, Actinopteri, Cyprinodontiformes, Nothobranchiidae. Gene Ontology annotation, biological process: regulation of DNA-templated transcription.